AUGUUUCAUCAAGCAAUAUCAAAGAUGUUUGUGUAUGGAACCUUGAGGCCAGACGAUACCAGCGGAGCACCAUGGACUCAUCCAUUCAACAAUCCUCAAGGUUAUCAAGUACAUGCCCAAUUCGGAUAUAUUGAAAAGGCCCAAUUGUUCUUUCAUAAGUAUCCCAUUGCAAUUCUAAAUGACAAUCCGAACGAUCGGAUCUAUGGUUACAUUAUAUCUGUGAGUGAACCCGAAGGUGAGAAUUUCGAAAAACUACUGAAAUUUGCUGAUGAAAUUGAGGAAUAUCCAGAAGAAUACGAUCGGGCCAUUGUUGAAGCCUAUCCAAUUUCAAAAACGGAGUAUGAUGAUAAUAAUAUGCAACAAACAGUGCAUAAGCCCCCAAUACAAUCUCAAUCUCCUCCCAUUCCUUGUUUCGUUUAUCAUAGAACUUUGCAAAACAUUGCAAUUCGAGACAGCAAUCCACAACUCCAACCAAUUCCAUCGGGAGAUUGGCUGCUGAGAAAAUGA
This is a messenger RNA of Naegleria fowleri, 507 nucleotides long. RefSeq lists its product as uncharacterized. The transcript is spliced from 3 exons. NCBI's taxonomy places the organism in Eukaryota, Heterolobosea, Eutetramitea, Acrasida, Naegleriidae. The record is from RefSeq and is a predicted model, not a curated record. The coding region runs from base 1 to 507 and encodes 168 amino acids.